Messenger RNA from Daphnia pulex (common water flea), 1326 nucleotides. RefSeq names its product cytochrome P450 4c3-like. NCBI's taxonomy places the organism in Eukaryota, Metazoa, Arthropoda, Branchiopoda, Diplostraca, Daphniidae. The coding region runs from base 1 to 1326 and encodes 441 amino acids. Gene Ontology annotation, molecular function: monooxygenase activity; oxidoreductase activity, acting on paired donors, with incorporation or reduction of molecular oxygen; iron ion binding. The transcript is spliced from 10 exons. The record is from RefSeq and is a predicted model, not a curated record.
AUGUUGGGCAUUUCGUGGUCUGCUGGAUGGAGUCCAUUGUCGCUGGCAAUGACGGCCCUGGCUGGAUUGCUCGAGGGAUAUAUUAUUGGGUGUGGAGUCGUUACCACUUUGUUCGCCUCAUCUGCGCUCUGCCCGGACCGAAAACUUUACCUUUGCUGGACAACAUUCUCGGUGGAAAACACUUUUGAUAAGCGUUUGUUUGUUGAAUGGAUAAAAUGGAAUGGAUAUCUUUUCCGAGUAUGGAUCAGUUACUAUCCGAUGCUUCACGUGUUUAUCAUGAACUAUUGGAGCCGAUUCUUUCCAAUCAAAAUCUCUAAACAAAAAUCGGGUGAAUACAAAUUCUUUUUACCUGAAAACUGCCUCGCUGUGUUAUCGGGUGACAAAUGGCGUCCUCGUCGCAAAUUGCUGACUCCAGCGUUCCACUUCAAAAUUCUCGAUGAAUUCAUGCCUACCUUCAAUGAGAAGAGCAUGGCCUCCGUUGCCAAAAUGGAAGAAAUUCUGGGGACAGCUGGAAGCAAAGAAAUCGACGUCUUUUCGAUUAUGACCGAGCUCGUUUUCGAUGUUUUCUGUGAAACUUCCAUGGGCAAGAAUACGUGGAGUGAAGAGAAAAAGAAUACAUUUGCAAAGAGUCUUCAAUGUUUGGAGAAUAUCUUGAUUGAACGUGCGAUCCGUAAACCGUGGCUGAGAAUCGAUUGGAUUUACAAAUUGACCGCACUUUACCGCAAACAACAGCAGUACUCUUCUUUUUUCGACACCGUCCACGAAAAGGUGAUUCGAGAACGCCGUGAAUUUCACAGAGAGAACGCAGAGAAAUACUCAAAUCAACCAGUGAUGAACAACAACGCCGAUGAAGAGGUCAACUUCUCACGACCAAUAUCGGAAGAGAAUCCUGAUUUCGACGACAAGAUGAUCGGCGACGAAAUUUCUCUUUUCAUGACCGCGAAAUUGGUGAUCGAAGAAUUGGAUCUGGUUUUUGGCGAAUCCUAUCGGCCAGGGACGGCGCAGGACUUGACUCAGCUCAAAUACAUGGAACGUUGCAUCAAGGAAACUUUGAGGUUGUAUCCGCCUCUUCCAGUAGCAGCACGCUGUUUAACGGAAGAAGUUCAAGUCGGUGCUUACACUUUACCAAAGGACUUAACAGUUCUAAUAAAUAUUGGUAUGACCCAUCGCAUCCCAGAGGUUUUUCCUGAACCGGAUGCUUUCAAGCCGGAACGAUUUCUUCCGGAGAACUGCAUCGGUCGGCAUCCGUACGCUUUCAUUCCAUUAUUUAGCGCCGGACCUCGAAAUUGCAUCGGUGGGUCUAAUUCUCUCACGAAAAUCAUCUAA